CGCCAUGCCGCUGCUCGUUAACGGCGAGCGCGUCGACCUGGCGCGGCCCACGGCCGACAUGGUCCGCGCCCACCCGCACCUGGAGAGGUGAUGUUUCUCUCAAGUAAUGGACCCUGAGAAUUCAGCCACUGUAGUCUCUAUUAUCAUUUAUCUUUAGGAAAAGGCAAAACUUCUUAGAAGUCAGCCUGCUCAAAUUGUGGAACCCCGAGGUCUCCUAUAUGUCCAGCAGAGAGAAUUUGCCGUGACAAGCCCAAAAGAUGGUAUGUAGGAAGGUUCUGUUUCCAUUCUUGGCUCAGAUGAUGCAACUACCUGUCAUUUGGUUGUGCUCCGACAUACAGGUAGUGGAGCUACCUGCUUGACGCACUGCGACGGAUCAGACACAGAAGCUGAAGUGUCUCUCAUCAUGAGUUCAGUAAAAUCUUUCUCUAACACCACAGAAUAUGGAAGGCUGGAAGUGCACCUAGUUGGAGGUUUCAAUGAUGAUAGGCAGUUAUCACAAAAACUUACUUAUCAGCUUCUUAGAGCAUUUGAUCUCCAACCAGAUGAUGUUCAUUUAGUGACUUUCUGCGUAACAGAACUAAAUGACAGAGAGGAAAAGGAUAUUCACUUUCCAAUCAUUUAUGGAAUAGCUGUGAAUGUUAAAACAGCAGAGAUUUUCCCUGCAACGUUCCCAGAGAAAGGGCCAGAUGAGGAUUUGCGUUCAGCCCACACCUUAAUGGGAGCAUCGUUGACUAACAUUUAUGAUGCAAAGAUGGAACAACUACAUAUUGGACCUUAUUUUUGGAGGCCUUUCCCACAUGUGGACUUCUGGUUGGAACAAGAUGAUCAACAGCUCUUACAGAACCUUUCCACAUCGCCACUGGCUGAGCCACCCCAUUUUGUUUCCCACAUUAGAUCUACAUUAACAUUUUUAAAAGAACACCCAUUUCCAUCUCAUUCCCUGUUUCCUGAUGGGAAACCUCGCAUCUACAAAAAAAAUGAAGAAGGGUUGUGGGAACAGGUUUGUUCUGACAAGAUCUAACCUGGAGAUCAAGCUAACUGUUUUAGGGAAGUAUAGCCUUGCCAGAAGAGCAAUUUGCUGUACAAAAAAAAAAAAAAAAAAAAAAAAAAAAAAAAAAAAAAAAAA
Molecule: messenger RNA, 1126 nt
Organism: Rhea pennata
Lineage: Eukaryota; Metazoa; Chordata; Aves; Rheiformes; Rheidae
Gene: NTAN1
Product: N-terminal asparagine amidase
Exons: 10
Coding region: 404-1021 (205 amino acids)
Biological process (GO): ubiquitin-dependent protein catabolic process
Cellular component (GO): nucleus
Molecular function (GO): protein-N-terminal asparagine amidohydrolase activity
Source: RefSeq, a predicted model, not a curated record